GGAAAUUACUAUCAAUAUAGGACGUGUGAACUCCAAAUAUGUAUUGUGCAUUUAGGGGGACCGGUCUUCGAGUCUUCACAACUGAAAAACCUGUCACCUGGUCCUCUGACAUGCACAUAUCGAUUAAGAAGAAACUGCAAAUUCAAAACCCUAAUCCAAUCCUUUCAGAGACGAAUGAGAUUACUUCCUCGCAUGAAUGAUCAAUUCUGGCUACCAUUAUAUAUUCCAACAUCAAGUCAUCAACCAUCUUCUUCUUCAAUUCAUUGAGAAAGGGCUGUCUCAGCACUCUUUUCUGAUUGCCGAUUCUGCAGAAGCUUAACUUCUUCCGCACAUAUAGCUCUCUAGGAAGCUAAAUGCUUGGGAUUACGGUUUGGAAUUGUGUUGGUUAGAAUUGCAUAAUGUCAGUGCGGCUGAAAUCAUUUCAGCACAAAAUGGGUGGUAAUUAGGAAUUUGGGAGACAGAAGAAGGAACAGCAGAUAGAUGGGAAACAAAUGUGUUCAUGCAAAAAUCACAAAAAAUGGGAUCUUUCAUUCUCUCUUCUGGUGGGUCCCACCACUCGAUAUGCUCACACCCGCUAAGAAAAAUGAAACAAGCUGUGAAGAAGAGGCAGAAGGUGCAAUUGUUCCAGUCCAGAACAACAAACCGCCAGAAGUGGUUAGGAUGGAAAAGGAUGAGAAGGAGGGACGUCACACCGAGGAAGGCGAUACAGCCAAAAGAGGAGGCAGAAAGGAAAAGCCUUCGAAACCCCGAAAGCCCCACAAUGUGAAGAGAGUAGUCAGUGCUGGCCUGCAGGUAGACUCUGUGUUAAAGACCAAAACUGGACAUCUGAAGGACUUCUACCAAUUAGGGGAGAAACUCGGGCAUGGCCAGUUCGGGACCACUUUCCUUUGUGUCGAGAAGGCGACUCGGGAAAAAUAUGCUUGUAAGUCUAUAUCAAAGAGGAAAUUGGUGACGAAAGAAGAUGUGGAAGAUGUGAGGAGAGAAAUUGAGAUAAUGCACCACUUGGCCGGUCAUCCUAACGUCAUAUCUAUUAAAGGCUCAUAUGAGGACUCAGUGGCAGUUCAUUUUGUUAUGGAACUAUGUGUAGGAGGUGAACUAUUUGAUAGGAUUGUAAAGAGGGGGCAUUACUCAGAGCGGCAGGCAGCUGACCUCACUAGGACCAUAGUUGGUGUGAUACAGGCCUGCCACUCCUUGGGGGUCAUGCAUAGGGACCUUAAGCCUGAAAACUUCCUCUUUGUUAGUGAUGAGGAGGAUUCACCUCUCAAAACUAUUGAUUUUGGAUUAUCAACUUUUUUCAAACCAGGGGAAAUCUUCGAUGAUGUUGUUGGAAGUCCUUAUUAUGUUGCACCAGAAGUUUUGGGGAAACAUUAUGGUCAAGAGUGUGAUAUAUGGAGUGCUGGUGUGAUAGUUUACAUCCUCCUUAGUGGUGUUCCUCCGUUUUGGGGAGAAACUGAGCAAGACAUAUUUGAGGAAGUCUUGAGGGCUGAUGUUGACUUUAAAUCAGAACCUUGGCCUAAAAUUUCUGAUAGUGCUAAAGAUUUAAUAAGAAGAAUGUUGGUUAGGGAUCCUAAAAAGCGUCUAACUGCUCAUGAAGUUCUUUGCCAUCCAUGGGUGCAGAUUGAUGGAAUGGCCCCAGAUAAACCCCUCGACUCCGCAGUCUUAACUCGCUUAACACAAUUUUCUGCUAUGAAUAAGCUCAAGAAAAUGGCUCUAAGGGUUAUUGCAGAUAACCUUUCUCAAGAGGAAAUUGCAGGUUUAAAGGAAAUGUUCAAGGCAAUUGACACGGAUAAUAGUGGACAAAUUACAUUUGAAGAACUAAAAGAUGGACUAAAUAGAUAUGGUGCAAAUCUUAACGAGUCUGAGAUACAUGAUCUCAUGAAGGCUGCUGACGUGGACGAUAAUGGUACUAUUGACUAUGGGGAGUUUAUAGCUGCAAUGUUGCACAUGAACAAAGUUGAGAAGGAGAAUCAUUUAUUUGCAGCAUUUUCGUACUUUGACAAAGAUGGAAGUGGAUAUAUAACAGGUGAUGAACUUCAAAAAGCUUGUGAGGAAUUUGGCUUUAGGGAUGUCCUCUUGGAGGAAAUGAUUCGUGAAGCAGAUCGAGACAACGAUGGUCGCAUCGAUUACGACGAAUUUGUAGCAAUGAUGACUAAAGGGAAUGCAGAUUUAGGCCAGAAACGGUUAUAAAAUGAUCUAAAAUCAGCUUUAAGGAGGUAACACGAGCUUCUUGACACAGCCAAUGGACUUUCUGUUUUGGCCUUCAUCUUUUGAGAAUGCUUGAUUGGUGGAUCUAGCCAUUUAUUGGUAAAUUGAGUAAAAACUAGAGUAUGCAACAAGUAACAGCCAUGCUUUUCUCAACGCAAAUGAUGGUGACUUUAUGUGUGAUGGUGCCGGGGAUAGCUGGCAGUAGAGAUGGUCGCCAAUAAUGGCCAGGAACACCAACAUACUGGUGGGUUCCAACGGUUACGAGGGCAAAAUGUGGCGGCAGUGGCGGUUGAUUAGAGUAUAGCGCUAUCACUGCACACGUUAAUUGUAAACUUGUUGAUGUUGGUGGAAGUUGACUUUUAUGGUAGUCACCAUGGGAAAAAUAUUUUAAAUAUCUCAAACUUUGAAGGGGUGUGAGGUAAGCACCCCAAACUUGCACAUGUAAUAUAUAUACCUUAAACUUUACUCCCUCCGUCCCCUUUUAAAAGUCCCGGAAGAGGGUGGCACGAGUUUUAAGAAAAGUGGGUUUGUGUGGUUGAUAUUAAUUGAUAAAGUAGGAAUAAAGUAAGAAUAAAGUAAGAAUGAUUUUGAGCCACACAAACUUUACCAAAUGAGGUAUGGGACAUUUAAAUAGGGACAUCCCAAUAUGGUAAAAUGGGACAUUUAAUUGGGGACGGAGGGAGUAUAUAAAAAAUUAUAUUGCACCAUAAUUAUACAUUUUUUCAUUACCAAAUGUAAUUUUGUAGUGUUGAGAAUGACUUUAUAGCGUAAAUUUCAUGGUACUAACAUUACUUUUUAUAUAAAGUUCGGGAUCUAUAUAUUACAUAUGCAUAUUUGUGGGGCUUACCUCACACUUGAGGUAUUUAAAUUAUUUUCCCUAACCAACAAUUGAAGAAAUGUCAUAUUUAAGGGUGACGGGGUCACGGGGACUCAUGAAGUGGGUUGACAAUGGUGGUGGUACAAAGCUGUUACCAUGGCUAUGGUGGCAGAUCCAAUCUAUUAAGGGGUUUUAUGUUAACCACCAAAAUUUUGAAAAUAAAAUGCAUAGAUAAACGUGGAUAGUUGAUGUAAUAGUAAUAGUGUAUAUGUGGUCAAUUACUUUCGGAGUAGUAUUUUAUACUUUUGAAUUGUUAAUCCUAAUUGUUUGUUUUUUUAUUGUUGAAAAAGCUACAUUUAUUGAAUGAAGUUUUGACAUUGAUAAUACUAUAAGAAAAAG
Molecule: messenger RNA, 3421 nt
Organism: Cuscuta epithymum
Lineage: Eukaryota; Viridiplantae; Streptophyta; Magnoliopsida; Solanales; Convolvulaceae
Source: the annotation of a GenBank genome assembly